Messenger RNA from Paralichthys olivaceus (Japanese flounder), 2870 nucleotides. Lineage: Eukaryota; Metazoa; Chordata; Actinopteri; Pleuronectiformes; Paralichthyidae. The record is from RefSeq and is a predicted model, not a curated record.
GGUAAUAAAGUGCCGCGGUAUCCGAGCAGCCCGUGAAGGCACCAUGACGCCCCUCCCGGACGCCGUGACAACAGACGCCGCUCCUCGGUGCCUCAGUCCGGGUGUUUUCUGUGAGACACCGCGGAGAAGAACCGGAGCGACGCGGAGCUUCUAACCAGUGAUUCCACGUGAAGUGACCUAAGGUGGUGUCCCUCGUCUGGCUUGGAAUGACGUCUCCCCGCCCCCCGCCGCCUCAUCCAUCCCCCGGAGAACGAGGCAGGAGCCCAGCCGAGAUGAAGCCCGACACCGGGAGCGCAGUUUGAGCGUUUGUGCCUCGAGCGGGGAGAACAGCUAGCGGCUAACAAGCUAGCCGGGCAGCUCUCAGACAGACACCCGGCGGCGAGGGCUCGGACCCCGGAUCUGCGAGGGCCAUGGCCGGACUCAUCAAGAAGCAGAUCCUGAAGCAUCUGUCCAGGUUUGCUAAGAACCUGUCGCCAGACAAGAUCAACCUCAGCACGCUGAAGGGGGAGGGCCAGCUCACCAACCUGGAGCUGGAUGAGGAGGUUCUUCAGAGCCUGCUGGACCUGCCCACCUGGCUGGCCAUCAACCGCGUGGAGUGCAACAAGGCCGCCAUCCGGAUACCAUGGACAAAGUUGAAGACUCAUCCAAUCUCUUUGACCCUGGAUAAAGUGGUGAUGGAGAUGAGUACCUGUGAUGAACCUCGCCCCCCCAACGGCCCGUCUCCCAUAGCAACAGCAUCCGGACAGAGUGAAUAUGGCUUUGCUGAGAAGGUGGUGGAGGGGAUAUCUCUUUCCAUCAACUCCAUAGUGAUCAGGAUCAGUGCCAAGGCCUUCAACGCCUCCUUUGAGCUCUCGCAGCUGCAGGUCUACAGCGUCAACACCAGCUGGAGCAUCGGCGACCUGCGGUUCACCCGCAUCCAGGACCCUCAGAGGGGAGAGAUCCUGACGUUUAAGGAGAUAAGCUGGCAGAUGAUCCGCAUUGAGGCAGACGCCAUCCAGAGCGCCGAGCACGAGAUGUUGAGCGCCCCCAUCCGCCUCAUCACCAACCAGUCCAAGAUUCGAGUCACUCUCAAGCGACGGAUAAAGGACUGUAACGUGGUGGCCUCCAAGCUGAUUCUGAUCCUGGAUGACCUGCUCUGGGUGCUGACCGACUCCCAGCUCAAAGCCAUGGUGCAGUACGCCAAGUCCCUCAGCGAGGCCAUGGAGAAGUCCGCCCAGCAGAGGAAGAGCAUGGCCACAGAGGACCAGGCGUCUUCAGCGCCGCCCACAGCCCAGCAGGUACGAACCCAGCAGGCGUCCACAGCCGCUGAUCAGACCGCGACCAUGGCCAAGCUGUUCAGCGCCUACGAUGUAUGCGAGACGUCCCACCACCUCCAGAUCACACAUCUGGACCUGCACAUCUGUGAUGACAUCCAUGCAAAGGACAAAGUGAUUAACAAGAGGAUAACAGGAGGGGCCAUGCAGCUUUCCUUCAGCUCCAUCACUCUGGACUACUACCCUCUCCACAGAGCAGGUGAAAGCUGUGCCCACUGGAUGCACUACAGCGAAGCCACUAAGACCAGGGAGGGCUGGGCGCGGAACCUUCUCGAUGAGUUCAAGUCCAACGUGGAGAUGCUAAAGAGUGCAGUUCGAGACCAGCCAGGCGCGGCCCCUGCACACGGCUCCCCACAGCAUGGUAAAAUAAACACCUGUUCGAGCAGUUCCUUCAGUCCUCCUCCCCCGCAAACGCCCAAGACCCAGCUCAUGUCCAGCUCGUUCGUUCUCAGGAUGGCUGACUUCAGCAUCUAUCAGGUGUCGACGGCAGACCAACGUCGCUCCAGCCCCAAAACCAUGAUUUCCUGUAAUAAGAAGUCCUUGUACCUUCCCCCAGAGAUGCCAGCCAUCCACGCCGAGUUCACAGAGUACUACUUCCUUGACGGAAAAGACUACCCCAUCCCAUGUCCUAACCUGUAUGCCCAGCUGAACGCCCUGCAGCUUGUCCUGGAUCCUCGCAGCCUGGUGUGGAUCAAUCUUUUCGCCCUUGACCUCAGGCAGAGUCUGGAGCAGUUCAUGGAGAUUUACAAGCUCAACGACUCGCAGAAACCUGACGAGCAUGUGGACAUCAAGAUCGAUGGCCUCAUGCUCAAGCUGGUGAUCCCCACUGAUCGAGACGCCUCCUGUGCUCCUGACCUGCCUCGCUCCAUCUCCAUACAGACUUCAGAGAUGGUGGCCACUAACACCCGACACCCUGCCAACUGCACCCGCUCGCACCUCGAGGCCCUGCUGCAGUCCUUUGAAGAGGAGCCUUUCUUCUCUUCAUCUUUCUCCUCAUUCCCUCGCUCCUCCUCCUCCCUACCCCUCCUCCAUCCCGUCUUCCAGCUUCACGCGCACGAACAAGACACCAAGCUUCACGAAAUCUACCGGGGCCUGGUGGUGCCGACGCUGGGCACAAACUCCCUCAAGAUGCCGGCCGCCACAGACUUUUGGGCGCUGCACUUUGCCCAGUUCUGGGUGGACUACGAGGGCACCCGGGGAGGCAAAGGGCGGCCGCAGCCCUUUGUGGACUCCUUCCCCCUCACGGUGUGGGCGUGUCAGCCGGCGAAGCUUGUCCAGCACCAGGAGAAGCUGAGAGGUGCUGCUGGAUCAGGUCUGUCCCCGAGUACAUCAGUAGAAGCUGUUGCACGCCUGCAGAGGAAACGCUUACUCAAGGAGUAUUACAGCACUGAGGGUGCACAAGCAUCAUCUCACAGCAUUGACGCUCCACUGCCCCCCAGUAACGGACUCCAUAAGCCCGUCUCAUUGGACAGUCUGCCCUCCUCCUCUUCAUCAACAUCAAGUAAAGAUGGAGACGUGCAUGUGUUAGUGCACGUGCAGAAGCAUUUAAGUGCUCAG